Messenger RNA from Phyllopteryx taeniolatus (common seadragon), 4857 nucleotides. It is a transcript of the gene sms, whose product is annotated as spermine synthase. Gene Ontology annotation, biological process: spermine biosynthetic process. The transcript is spliced from 10 exons. The record is from RefSeq and is a predicted model, not a curated record. Gene Ontology annotation, molecular function: spermine synthase activity. The coding region runs from base 126 to 1178 and encodes 350 amino acids. NCBI's taxonomy places the organism in Eukaryota, Metazoa, Chordata, Actinopteri, Syngnathiformes, Syngnathidae.
GUUCGGCUGCCCCGGUCGGACGAUAUCUAUGGUCGGAGCGGUGGAAGUGUAUUGGAGAGGCAGGGCAACAAGCAGCAGGGCCCUCCCACUUCGGCUCUGCACUUAAACGCACUCGCACGCCAGGAAUGGAUAACGGCUGCCUCCAAACAUGGCACUGCGACACUAUACUCUCGACUUCAACCUCUCGACGGCAGGUCGGGUCGCGGGGGCAGCAGCCUCAGCAGGGAAGCCCAGACUUCCCUCUCCCCAGCCACUUCCUGCAGCUCUUCCGAGGGGAUCCCGAGGCGUUCCCAGUUGACUCUGCAUCAACGGUCCCAGGCCUGCUGUCCAUAUUCCACGAGCAGGAAAUGACAGAGACCGUACAUGACUCAGAUGGCCGUGGAUACCUCGCCACAUUUGUUGGAAAGAACGGCAGACUGCCGCCACUCGUCCGAGGGGCAAAAGUGGACCGCUACUGGCCCACCACUGAUGGAAGGCUGACAGAGUAUGACAUAGACUGCGUGUUGUACGACGAAGACUCGCCAUACCAAAAUAUUAAAAUAUUGCACUCACAGCAGUUUGGGAACAUGCUGGUCCUCAACGGAGAUAUCAACCUGGCUGAGAGCGACUUGCCCUACACGGAAGCUAUUAUGGGCAGCGGAAAGGAGGACUACGCUGACAAGGAGGUGCUGAUUUUAGGAGGAGGUGACGGAGGAAUCCUCGCUCAGGCUGUCAAACUAAAGCCAAAGAUGAUCACCAUGGUGGAGAUUGAUCAGAAGGUGAUUGACGGGUGCAAAAAGUACAUGAGGAAGACGUGUGGCAAUGUGCUGGACAACCUGAAGGGGGACAGUUACCAAAUUCUAGUGGAAGACUGUGUACCUGUGCUCAAGAAGUACGUCCAAGAGGAAAGACUGUUUGACUACAUCAUUAACGAUCUCACUGCAGUCCCAAUAUCCACAGAACCAGAAGAAGACUCAACAUGGGAGUUCCUUCGUCUCAUUAUGGACCUGUCGAUAAAAAUUCUGCAUCCUAAGGGGAAAUAUUUCACCCAGGGCAACAGUGCAAAUCUGACAGAGGCUCUGAGUCAGUAUGAGGAGCAGCUGGGAAGACUCUCCUGUCCUGUGGAGUUCUCCAAAAAAGUGGUUUGCGUGCCCUCCUACAUGGAACUCUGGGUUUUCUACACUGUGUGGAAGAAGUGACAACUUUCUCUUUUAUUUUUUUCUCCGCUUUUUCUCCUUUCCCCUUCAGCUGCUGGAAUGUGAACAGGCUUUCUUCUCUGCUGUAUAGCUCUCUAGGUAUGUUCGGACUGAGCAUGAACACUCUCACUGUUAUGGAACACUCAAUGAAAAGUCAUCAUGGUUCCAAAUCUUCAACACGCACAUUGCGAUUAUGCUCAGUCAGUUUAUACUGCAGUUGCAUCAUGCCGCUCAAACACACCAGUGGUUUGUUGAUGCAGCUUACUUCCCCUUCUUUACACAUUUCUCCUUUUACUUUUAUAGUUGGGUUUUAAGUAUUGUUUGCUGCAAGCCAAUGAGUCUUUUUUUUUAUUUUUAUUUUUUUUAAUAAAUUUUAUUUGAUUUUAUAUAAACCUUACUUGGGGCGGCACGGUGGACGACUGGUUAGCACAUCGGCCUCGCAGUUCUGAGGACCGGGGUAGGUUAAUUGAAGACUCUAAAUUGCCCGUAGGUGUGAAUGUGAGUGCGAAUGGUUGUUUGUUUACAUGUACCUUGCGAUUGGCUGGCGACCAGUUCGGCCUCUCGGCCGAAAAUAAACUCCAGUAGGCCCACGACUCUAGUAAGGAUAAGCGGAACGGAAGAUGAAUGAAUAAACCUUGGAAGACCCAUUAAUAUUAAUAAGUAUGCACUCUUCUAAACGUUCUCUUUGGAGGUUUAAACUGUGAGCUGAUACACUGACAAUGUGACAAUGUUACUGAUAGAACAGCUGCACAGUUGCUUGUUUUAUUGUUUGUUGGUUUGUCCCCUUAUGGGGUUAAGAUAUCAACUGAAUUACUUUUAAGCUGUUUUUUGUUACAUGGUCAUUUGAUUCUUUUUUUUUUGUUUUUUGUUUUUUUUGCUUUCCCCUCCAGGUCGAUUUCUUGGCAUUACGCCUGAUAACGAUUCCAAUGUCGAAAGGGGGUGGGCGGAAAAAAUCCACUACUUUAAUUCCACCUUUGUGCUAUUUUAUGUCAUGUUUUAUUAGCAAUGUUCGUUUCUUCUGAUAUAAUAAAGUGUAACACUGACCAGCCACAACAUUAUUGACCACUUACACAAUAUAAAAAGGCCAAUAUGAGUUGUAUCAAGAAGUCUGCCUUUACAACGAUAAUAAUGAAAUGUUCAGUUUUCAUACUGAGACAGUAUGUUUGUAUUUUGAGGCAGCACGGCGAGUAUGUCUGCUUCAGUGCAGUUUGCAUAUUCCCACUACUUGCAUGGGUUUUCUUCACGUACUCCGGCUUCCUCCCACAUUCCAAAAACAUACGUUAGGGUCAUUGAAGACUAGAUGGAUGGUUGUAGUUUGCUGUAGUGUAGAACUGCACUGCAUCAUACUGGAAUAUGUUUUUAAUAUUUUGUAUACGACAUAACCAAACUAUAAGAUCGCAGUAUUACGCUCCUAAGCACAAUAAUAAACACAUUGUUCAGUUAAUAACUAAUGGUUUCAAUCAAAGAGCAUUAUCUUCGUAUUGAUACACUUGUCGAUACAGAUCUUGCAGUGGAUCUCAUUCGAUUACACAGGUGGUUGUAAUGUUGUGGCCAGUCUGUGUAUAUCAGAUGUGAAAGACAGUGAAUGUAGCUUGCGUAGCACGUUUUCAAGCGACCCUGUGGGACUCGGUGGCAUUUAUUUAUUCUCUCUCUCUCUCUCUCUCCCUGAAAUAAGAUUGUUCCAUACUAUUUACUUUGUAACCUUUAGAAAUUAAAGUGGCUUUCGCCGAUGCACUAUUUUUCUCAGUGCAAAUGCCAUUAGUGAAACAGAAUGGGGAAAAAAAAAAAAUAAUAAUCCUUUCUAUAUUCUAAAAAGCAUGUGAAUCUUGCAUAAUAUGAAUGCCUCAAGGAUUUAAAAGUAACAUCUGAGAAAGUAAAAACAAGCCGCCAGUGGCUUUUGCGAUCUGUGUAGUGUAUAGAUGUCAAAUAAGAAUUGAAUUAAUUUAGUAGACAGUAAUAAGCCGGGAGCGACGCUUGCGUUACUUCUGCUUUAUCGUAAUUUUAAAUUAAAUUGUUAAAAUCAAAAUAAUGUCUCGGAAAAGGGCACCACGGCACUUUUUACAAGUAUAAACUUUAGGAGAAAUGACGACAAACCUUUUUAAUCAGUCUCAUACUCUGAAGGUUGCUACACUCUAUGACAUUUUGAAUCCUAGAUUACAGAGUUUUACGCAAACUCAGAACACACACCAAAUACGACCAAGAGUUGAAUUUUAUAUUUAAUGAAACACACAGCUACAACUACAAAAAGGAAAAUAACACUAAGGGUAAAAGAAAGAAAAUGAGGCGUACGGAAAUGGAAACGAGGACAUCGUGUGUGGUCGCUGGGCUAAAAUAAGUGACCGUUUACUGCGUUGAGUCAGAGCGAGAGAAGACAAAGUUGGGAUUUCGUGUGAAGCUAGUAAUUUCUCCAAAAUUAUUAGGCACUGAUGUUGUACAUCAUAGUAAAGAUUGCAGUGUCGACUCACGAGCGCAGAUCAGCUGGUCUUUCGGGGUGGUCUUCCUCCGGCCCUCAGGCAGAAAUGAAGCAGGUUUGGUUGAAGAAAAACAAGAUGCACAAAAUAAAAAGAAAUGGGGAAGGAAAGUUGUUGUCCCGUUUGGGGUACCGCCGCUCAUAACUUUCCUGCUGGUGGAACUGGUGGCGGGCCGAGCUCUGGCCCUCAGAGGCGUACGGGAUGCCGGUAGUUGCUUGCUGAGGCCCCUCCCACCGAUCGUCGCUAGGGAAAGCGAUCUGAGCCGCAUGGCCGGCUUCUUCGAUCGAAAACGCCGCCGGCUUGGUUGCAGCGGGCGUUCGCGCACGUGGUGGCUCCCGGAGGCGCCCGAGGACAAAGAAGAAAAAAGAAGGGGGAGGGAGUUGGCCUGAGGCCAACCAGCUGGCGAGCUGCCAGCAAGGUACGAGGAGAGGAGGAACAAGACUAGACUCAACUCACGGAGGAAAGUGUGAAUUCAUAGUUAAAUACCCCAGAGGCAGGGUGUAGGAAGAGGAAUUGCCGACUUGGAGAAGACCACACCCAUCAGCCUGAAUCUUGUCUACAAAUUGGAGUAAAUUGGUUUAAAAUCAUAAUCUAAAACACUCCCAACUUUGUACUCUCACGCAUAGAAUCAUUGUUUAAACUUUGGUCGUGGCAGAUGGGUUGUUUAUUGUUCAAUACAACAUUUCGUACUGUUUGAUUUCAAAUCAUGAACAGCUUUCAAAAUCUUGCAGAGGACCUGUCGAACUGAGAAUAGUGACACAGACAGCAAGGCAUACAUUUGGAAUGUUUCUAUAGAGUUUGCAAGAUAUCAAAAGACAUUUUAUCUGCUGUUAACAAACAGAGGCGCGUCCACGGGUGGCCCCUCAUGAGCAGGUUCGAAUAUUAACCACAUGGUCUCCCCCAAACAUUUGGUCCGGGAGGCAGUCUUUUGAAGACUGGAAUCAAGAUUUGAUGGGAAGCUGCUAAUUAGGUUAAGGUCCACUUGACGUACACCAGGCACUGUCCUAGUCGCUGUCUCACAGCAGGGCAGCGUGGAGAAGUGGGGUUCUCAAGUGGUUGCGAGUCUCUGUGGCACCUCGAUUUGCGGAGCGCAUGUCCGCUACAUCUGGUUGUGAUGGAAGUCUGACAAAGAUACCAGCAUGGUUCAGUCAAAUUUUAAAACUGGUUAGUUCAAACAGUUGAAGCCAAAUGAUUAAAUAGUCAUUGUUGGA